AUGCACUUACAAGCACGAGUCUCGUGCACCAAUGACAAUAAGAGAAGCGGCUACCAUCGUGUCUCUGCCUUCAACUUCAUCAAAAAAGCCUUGCAAGUACUGCAGGCAAACAAAAGCUCCUCCUCCUCCUCCUCCUCCCCUGCCUACAACAACAGCAAGAGUCAAUGGAACUUGGCACCAGCUCACUGUGGAACAAUGCCUCAAGUCUCGGCGGAUGCCGUUUUGUUGCGUUGUGGUGUGGAAGAGGCGCGACAAAAGCGGAAAUGA
Molecule: messenger RNA, 267 nt
Organism: Hydatigera taeniaeformis
Lineage: Eukaryota; Metazoa; Platyhelminthes; Cestoda; Cyclophyllidea; Taeniidae
Source: the annotation of a GenBank genome assembly